Messenger RNA from Manis pentadactyla (Chinese pangolin), 423 nucleotides. It is a transcript of the gene PPY, whose product is annotated as pancreatic polypeptide. The record is from RefSeq and is a predicted model, not a curated record. Bases 22 to 309 code for a protein of 95 amino acids. Gene Ontology annotation, molecular function: neuropeptide Y receptor binding; neuropeptide hormone activity. The transcript has 4 exons. Gene Ontology annotation, cellular component: extracellular region. Lineage: Eukaryota; Metazoa; Chordata; Mammalia; Pholidota; Manidae. Gene Ontology annotation, biological process: feeding behavior; neuropeptide signaling pathway.
CCCACUCGCUCAGGACUCAGGAUGGCUGCCGCAUGCCGCUGCCUCUCCCUGCUGCUGCUGUCCACAUGUGUGGCUCUGUUGCUGCAGCCACCACUGGGUGCCCAGGGGGCCCCGCUGGAGCCAGUGUACCCUGGGGACAAUGCCACUCCAGAACAGAUGGCCCAGUAUGCGGCUGAGCUCCGCAGAUACAUCAACAUGCUGACCAGACCCAGGUACGGGAAAAGAGACAGAGAAGACACGCUGGACCUCUUGGAGUGGGGCUCCCCCCAUGCAGCCGCCCCCAGGGAGCUCAGCCCGAUGGACUUGUAAUGCUACCUCCUGCCUCCUCAACUCCAAGGGCAGUGCCAGCCCAGCUCUUCCCCCUGCACCUUGGCUCUGGUCAAAGCUUCUCCCUCUCCCACACAAGCUAAAUAAACCAAAUCA